UGGGCGUGGCCAUGUGAAUGCAGGAAGAAGAAGAAGGAGCGUCCAUGACUUCUCUCUAGCAACGUCGCCGUUGGGUUAUGGAUAAAACUGCCGUGGUUAAAGUCGGGGCGGUGGCUAGUGCGGGUGUGUGCGCCCUUUUUGGAGGAGUCGUCCUCGUUCAGUAUAUCGUAGCGAAGAAGAAAAGAGCUGGCAAGAAAACGAAGAUCAUCGAAAUGAUGCCCGAGUUUGAGAAGAGCACGGUCCACAUCAAGGACCCCGAGCGGGUGGAGCAGAUCAUCUGCGGCCUGAUUAAAGGAGGCGCUUCUAAAUUACAGAUCAUCACAGACUUUGACAUGACGUUAAGCAAAUUUGCAGUCAAUGGAAAGCGCUGCCCGACCUGCCACAAUAUCAUUGACAACUGCAAGCUAGUCACAGAAGAAUGUAGGCAGAAGCUGUUUAAACUGAAAGACACCUACUAUCCUAUUGAGAUCGACCCACAGCUGACCAUGGAGGAGAAAUACCCGUUUAUGGUGGAGUGGUAUUUUAAAUCUCACACAUUACUGGUGGAGCAGCGGCUACAGAAGGACAAACUCCCCGAGGUGGUGAGAGAAUCGGACGUCUCUUUACGGGAGGGUUAUGAGCACUUCUUUGACCGGCUACACCAGCACAGUGUUCCUGUGUUCAUCUUCUCAGCGGGGCUGGGAGACGUGCUGGAGGAGAUCAUCAGACAGGCUGGAGUUUAUUACCCCAACGUCAAAGUCGUCUCCAACUUCAUGGACUUCGACGAGAAUGGUGUCUUGAGAGGGUUUAAAGGCGAGCUGAUUCACGUGUACAACAAGCACGACGGCGCGCUGAGGAACACCGAGUACUUCAAACAGCUGAAGAACAACAGCAACAUCAUCCUUCUGGGAGACUCGCUCGGAGACCUCAACAUGGCCGACAGCGUCCCCAACGUGGAGAACCUCCUGAAGAUCGGCUUCCUCAACGAUAAGGUGGAGGAGCGCUUGGAGAAAUACAUGGACUCUUAUGAUAUUGUUCUAGUGAAAGAUGAAACCCUUGAAGUGCCCAAUUCCAUUUUACAGAAGAUCUUAUAGAGACUGGUUUAUUGGAUUACUAGUCACUGGGCUAACACAUGCACGCACAAGCCAUACGAAUACAAACCUCUCGACCACCAUCUGUUAACGUUAUUUCCCAUCCUGGACAUUUGGGUGUCUGGUUAUUUCUAUUUUUUAGAAAAGAAAAAGCCAAACCAACUGUGGAGAAAAUCUGUUUAAGCGAAUUUGUUUAACGUGUACAUUAGUGGACUUGUAUUAUUUUUGAUAUUGUAUCAUGAUUUCAUGCGCAAUAAUAGCUGGAAUGAAAGAAGACUGGUCUUAAGGUUAGCUUUAGAAGUGUGAGCAUUUUUAUAGCAAUACGGGUCGUAACUGCAGUGUACUACAGUGAUGCUUGGUAGGAGUGGGCGUGGCCUAUCCCGGAAGCACUGUCAGCAUGGUGAGAGUGUUCCGGCUCUGACACUUCUUCCUCAACCUCAGCUACAUCACUCUAGGUCAUAACUGGGCUCAAGUAAAGAGAAAUGUGUGUGCAGGGCUUUUUUUUUUUUUUUAUUCAUGCUGUAAAUGCAUGGUCUUUCAUAAGCUUUAUAUCUAACCACUCGUCCCACUCGUGCAACUUUUUGUUGCGUCCUGCAUCAGAUCCCAGUCCCGAUGCACACCGCAAGUCUCGACUCAACCCCAUGCCCUGUGAACCUUUCUGGCUCGAUUUCUAUUUUACAGUAAAAGUAUUCAUCCCUAGUACAACAGGAAGUUCAGACUGUAUAUUAUAGAGUUUCUUGAGAAACAUAAGAUGUACCCGUGUAUUUCUACACCUUGACGUGUAGUACACUGUAGUUUCGUCCUGCGUUCAUAGACAUGAAAUUAUUCUUUACCACGUAUAUAUGCACAUGGAUAUUAAUUCCAUGCCCAUCACCCUACAGCAAUACAGUACAAUAUCCCAAUCGAUCAACAAAUAUAACAUGAAUGUAUCGUGUAUUUUUAUUAAUGUGUUACGCUUUUGGAACUUGGGUCUGCUUUUUGUGUUUUCACUACCUCUCUAAAGGACAGUUCAUCUAAAACUGCUAACGUACUGCGAAUGAAAGCAGCAGAAGCCUGAGCUGAGCUUUCAUUCGUGUUUUUGUUUUUUCCUUCCCUCUCAACGUCAGCAUUUUUAGAUGAACCGUUUCCUCAUACAUUUGUUCAUGAGGUGGAUUCACGCUGACUUGCACUAACUUGUGUUUUAAGUUCUUGAGGCUCGUUAAGUACGUGCUGCUAAUUUGCAUGUUGGUUUUCUUGCUGUCCAAAUGAAAUGUUGGAAGAAAAUAAAUGUAGGCAAUAAUGAUGACCACUUUUUAUUAAAGGUUUGGAAAUCUAA
This is a messenger RNA of Neoarius graeffei (lesser salmon catfish), 2385 nucleotides long. It is a transcript of the gene nt5c3a, whose product is annotated as 5'-nucleotidase, cytosolic IIIA. Gene Ontology annotation, molecular function: magnesium ion binding; 5'-nucleotidase activity. The transcript has 9 exons. Bases 78 to 1073 code for a protein of 331 amino acids. Gene Ontology annotation, cellular component: cytoplasm. The record is from RefSeq and is a predicted model, not a curated record. NCBI's taxonomy places the organism in Eukaryota, Metazoa, Chordata, Actinopteri, Siluriformes, Ariidae.